AUGCUGAAGGAACUGGCUGUCAGCCUAUUGCUGGUCACUACGGUAGUCUCAUAUUCGGUCAGAUCGGAAGGAGUCGAGCAUCACGAACUGCUGCCAUUGAAUCUUCUCAAUAAUGAUGAUCCAAUUGAAGAUGAAGAAUCGAUCUCGCAUCCAAUCAUUUUAAACGACGAGAUUCGGGAAAAACGCCAAAUUAAAAAAGACGAGAACAAAUUAUGGACAAACGGAAUUCUCAACUAUUAUUUCAGCGAUUCGCUAUUAGAAUAUGAUAAAGAAAUGAUCAAAAAAGCAAUGAAAUUUAUAAGCGAAAAUACGUGUAUUGAAUUCAAAGAAAAUCGCGAUGCCGAGUUUUCGGUAAAUAUGGAGCACGGUAGUUGUCUGUCAACCGUCGGAAUGACCAGUGAUGAGCAAUAUUUGAGCUACGGCGAAUAUUGUGAAGGGUUCGGCUCCGCUGUUCACGAAUUGAUGCAUUCGCUCGGAAUUCAUCACACAAUGGCUCGAUAUGAUCGAGAUGAUUAUGUUAGAAUUAAUACGGAUUCCUAUGAUUUUAAUAUAAAAAGCAAGAAGGAGACGUACAAUGCAGUCCCCUAUGAAUAUGAGAGCACAAUGCAUUAUUCUUAUGGAAACGGAAAAAUCGAUCCAAAAGAUGAGUCGUACAAAGUGGGGAUGGGACAUCGAAUGCCGACAUUUUACGAUGUGCAAAUGAUCAACGACGCCUACAACUGUUUCUGUGAACCCAAAAGGGAAGGUUGUGCGAAUGGGGGAUAUCUGAAUCCGAACGACUGCAAAACGUGCAUCUGCCCUAUUGGAUUCGGCGGACCGCAUUGUGAUCAACUUCCUGAAAAUGGUAUAUUGUUAGAAGCAACAGAUCAGGAGCAAAAGUGGGAAGGAAGUUGGGGUCCGGGGACUGAUGACCUUCAACCAGAAUUUAGUUUCAAAGUACUACACAUCAAGGCGCCGAAUGACACGACAAUUGAAGUAUAUAUUAACAAAUUGGAAAAUGCCGACUGCAAUUAUACUUGUCGAAAAAACGGUAUAGAAGUCAAAUAUCUCGCUGAUCCGAGAAUUUCAAAUCCAUUUCUUUGCUGUUUGCACCAACUAUACGUUCCGUUCAAAUCAAAAUUGAAUCCCACCCCAAUCGUUUUGUUCUCUCGUUACCAGACGCAAAACGUAUCGAUUUCGUAUCAGUACACUCGAGUUCCGAAUGUUGGAAUUGAAUCUGAAACAAAUGGAUUUGACUCUUAUGAAUACAAAAUUUGA
Messenger RNA from Caenorhabditis bovis, 1257 nucleotides. NCBI's taxonomy places the organism in Eukaryota, Metazoa, Nematoda, Chromadorea, Rhabditida, Rhabditidae. The record is from the annotation of a GenBank genome assembly.